AUGGCCCCUGUUGCGGCGCCUUCCACCAGCCAGCCUGCGGGCGGCAAGCCCAUGAACUGGGCCGACGAGUUCGACGAGGACGUCUCCGGCGACGCCCCGCGCAUCGAGGAGCGCGACGAGGGCAACGGCGUCAAGGUCGUCAUCGAAUACCGCACCAACGCCGACGGCAAGAAGGUCAAGAUCACCCGCCGCGUAAAGCGCACGCUCGUAAAGACCAAGGUCAACCACGAGGUCGCAGAGCGCAAGUCCUGGACCAAGUUCGGCAAGGAGAAGGGCAACGCCGCCGGCCCGCACUCGGCCACCACCACCAUCGGCGAAAACGUGGUGCUCAAGAUGUCCGCCGGCAACAAGACCGCCGAGCCCGAAGUCGACGAGAUGGACAAGGUGCGCCAGCAGCUCGCCAACAAGCGCAUUGUCUGCCGUCUCUGCAAGGGUGACCACUUCACCACAAAAUGUCCCUACAAGGACACGCUCGAGGCCAUCCCCGGCGCCGGCGCCGACACGCCCGAGGCCGGCGAGGGCUCCAUGACGCCCCUCGCCACCAUGGACCCCUCCAACCCCGCCGUCGCAGCGAGCACAGGCGGCAAGUACAUCCCGCCCUCGAUGCGCGGCGGCGCAAAGGGCCCCGGCGAGAAGAUGGGCGGCCUCGGCGGCGUCUCCAGAGACGACCUUCCCACGCUCCGUGUCACCAACCUCUCGGAAGACGCAGACGACGACGACCUGCGCGAGCUCUUUGGCCGCUUUGGCCGCGUCGUGCGCGUCUACGUCGGCCGCGACCGCGAGACGGGCAUCUGCAAGGGCUACGCCUUUGUCAGCUUCGAGACGCGCGAGGACGCCGACCGUGCCAGGCAGAAGGUCGACGGUAGGGGCUACGAUAACCUCAUCCUCAGCUGUCAGUGGUCGCUCCCGCGUGGCGAGCGUCCUUGA
This is a messenger RNA of Moesziomyces aphidis, 927 nucleotides long. Lineage: Eukaryota; Fungi; Basidiomycota; Ustilaginomycetes; Ustilaginales; Ustilaginaceae. The record is from the annotation of a GenBank genome assembly.